Athalia rosae (coleseed sawfly) is the source of this 1545-nucleotide messenger RNA. RefSeq lists its product as uncharacterized. The coding region runs from base 183 to 1268 and encodes 361 amino acids. Lineage: Eukaryota; Metazoa; Arthropoda; Insecta; Hymenoptera; Athaliidae. The transcript has 3 exons. The record is from RefSeq and is a predicted model, not a curated record.
CGAUUGCGUACGAACUGUUGAUUACGAUGUAUUAUGAAGAUCUUUUAUUCAAUCAAUCGGUUCAAUCAAUAACGCAAUUGUAGUUCGAAUGAGGUAUAACAAUUAAUUAACUUUGAAUCCGGUUUUCACCUAACCUGAAACCGAAUGCAUUUCUACUUUAUUUUCAGAAAAAGGUGAUCACAAUGGAUUUUGAGAUUGUAAAAUGUAUUCUACAGAAUGGCGGUGCAGAUAUAUCAAAUAUCGACUUGGAAAACUGUGCAAGUGAAAUAAGAGAUGACAAACUUGAAUCAAGAAAUCCAGCCUUAAUAUCUGCCCUUGCUAAAUCUUUUACCACCUCAUUACAGUAUAGGGUAUCGCCUGCUGCUCACCAACGCUACUUAGUUCGCACUAAUCUCAUCGAACAGUUACGCGAUUGGUCACGGAUCACAAGCCGUUAUGCAGGCCUGCACACAUUCACGGAUGGUGAAAAAACUGCAGAAUUUACCAUGCAUUUGGUCAAGAGAUACCUCACUGAAGAGUUUCUUGUGAAACAAACAACAGUCAAUGUUUUAAUCAAAUUAGGCUUUGCUUUGAUAGAUAUAAAAUUAAAAUAUCCAACAUUUGAUUAUAAAUUGGACAAAAUAAUCAACAAAAUCUUACAGUUGAGUAAAACUCCUGACAGUAACAAAUUUCUUGACAUUAUAAUUGACAAGUACAAGGAUCUUUCCCUCGAAUGGGUAUCUAUAGAAAAUAUAUACAUUCACAAAGCCGAGGAGCUGAUUGAAAUACCAAUUGUAAAUCUCUUCAUUAUAUUCCACGAAAAUCGAGUAACUGAGAAACCUGAUUUAAAAUCCAUCCAAAGUUACAUCGAUCCCUCUGCGGAAAAUUGCUUGCAUCCUACCGAAAAAUUAUUACAAUAUAGCUCCAAAUCCCCACGCAUAUUCCAGCUACUGUCGAGUGUUUUGAGAGAAAUACUCUCCUAUACAAAUUGCUCUAUGAUUGUUUUGGAUUACAUACAAUUCAUCCUUGAGCACAUAAGUACACUUUGUCAACAGCAAAACAAACACAUUUUAGAUCUGUAUCCAAGAAAAUUACAGUAUAUUAUAAUUCUACUCAGAAUAGAGCCCGAAUUACAUACCGAUAGAACUCGCGAUUAUUUGCUUCAAACGGUUACGAGUACUUAUCAUUCGAACCGAACAGAAAUUGCGAUUUUGCUCAGUCACUUCCCUAAAUGGAUAAAAAAAAUCACAGACCACAUCUCGCUCAGCAAUGAUCCGUUUUUCAGGUGACACUAGUAUCAGUCCUGCUUGGCAUGAAUCAGGCAUGUAAAUUGGCGAAAAAUUGUCUAUGAUCAAAUAUGAAGUUGGAUUUCAAAUAAAUAUUUGUUCAACUGAUAGCUAGUUCUCGUAUAUCAUGUUCAUAUCAAAUAUUUCUAAUCGAUAUUAAUAGUGCUUCAUACUAAAAAUAUAAUAAGUAAACCAAAAGGUCCGAAGAGCCGUUGCCAUGUAGAAGAUAAUUGUGCAGAUAUGUAAUACAAUUUUUUUGUGAAAUAUAUAAUUGAAAGUA